This is a messenger RNA of Suillus subaureus, 1066 nucleotides long. RefSeq lists its product as uncharacterized. NCBI's taxonomy places the organism in Eukaryota, Fungi, Basidiomycota, Agaricomycetes, Boletales, Suillaceae. The coding region runs from base 214 to 954 and encodes 246 amino acids. The transcript has 5 exons. The record is from RefSeq and is a predicted model, not a curated record.
CCACUGGCAUCUGGAAAGGAUCGAGUCCAUUCUCUAUGACCAUUCAAAGUUAUUGGUGUCAGAAUCAAUUUCAUAGUGGCUGCCUUUGUCGACCAGGCCCUUGUGAGGAUCGGAUCAGCCGCCCCACAAGUAGCAAGAUCACGUGAUGUUUUGGUUGCAGUGAAUUCUCGGCGUUCAGCAGUCAGCCAGCCUCCUAUCUUCCGAGUCACUACCAUGGCCCCAACUACAUCAUAUAGAUUUGAUAGGACUAUUCUCAAAAUUAUCACUACUGAAAAAAAAGGCAGGGAGGCUGCCUCAGAUCCAACCAAGAUUCCCCAACUGCCUAAUGCUUCCCCUGAAUCCAACCUCCAGGAAGCUCUCGAGAAGAACAUUUCCAUCAGCAAAUCUGGAAGGACGCUCAAAGAAAUUCUCUCUUUGUCUUGUCAAAACCUGAAAUCAUAUACCAUCGACAGAGUCAGGCCUGGUGUGUGGGGACAGUCUACGAAUGUGAAGUACCAUUCACAAACCAAGACCCUUGAAGACCUUCAAAACGAGGUAGAGUUGAUGAAGAGGCAGUUAGGGCGUUUGCAAGCCGAGCAGGAGGCCCAGCAAGCUGAGCAGGAGGCCCAAAAAGAAACCAUGGCAAAAUGGCAAGCCGCAAAUGAAGUAUUUCGAGCGCUUGGAGAAAUAGGUUGGAGUCAAAUAUCUGCUGAGAGGAAGUAUGACCUCGUCAACACGAAAGGGAUAAACAACUUUACAGAACUCUACUACAAUUACAGGGCUUCUGAUACUACUACCAUGGCCACCUAUCUAUCAGUCGACUAUCACAUUCGCAGAUUUGGAGGUUGGGGAGAUCGAGGUCAUGUUGCACACCCAAAAAUUAGUAUGGCGUGCUUGCAGGGAGUGCUUGACAAGCUGAGUAUCAGUGGCAGCCUCAGGGAUCAAUUGAUUUCCGAUGUGUAUACAGAAGCAUGAUUGAUUUCCAUUGAUGGUGUAGUUUAUGUUCCUUGAUAUUCACAGUUUGUAUCAUACUGGUAGCAGCUUCAAUGGCACGCUCAAUGUCAUUGAAAUGGUUGGUCAUAGCCCC